Molecule: messenger RNA, 3741 nt
Organism: Rana temporaria (common frog)
Lineage: Eukaryota; Metazoa; Chordata; Amphibia; Anura; Ranidae
Gene: MYLK4
Product: myosin light chain kinase family member 4
Exons: 14
Coding region: 331-2997 (888 amino acids)
Biological process (GO): positive regulation of apoptotic process; intracellular signal transduction; protein phosphorylation
Cellular component (GO): cytoplasm; nucleus
Molecular function (GO): ATP binding; protein serine/threonine kinase activity
Source: RefSeq, a predicted model, not a curated record
UCAUAUUACAUUGAGGUUAGAAUAGACCCAUUCCCUGUACUCAAUGUGACGUCACAGAACAGAGUAGAUUUAGGACCUACACUUGUCAGUCCCCUCACUAUUUCAACUUGAACUGAACAUAAAGGGGACCAGUUGUUUUCUUUUCAAGACAGCUUUGUCCCUUCUUGUUAAGUUUUUUUAACGGCACAACGAUGAACAAGAAAAUAGCAUGCAAGGAAGCUCUGCUUCAAGUUUAAACUGGUCUGUAAACAGCUGUGAUUUACACUGAGAGAAAACAGACAGCUUAGUCUUCUCAGCAGAAUAUAGAUUUCCACUGACUAAGCAUUGAGUAUGAGUGCAGCCGCUAAGAUUUCCAAAUCAUCACUGGUGAACUCUCUGGCCAAAAAGUAUGAUGUUCCGAAAGCUCUACAAAACCAGGGGCCUGCCAAUGCACAAAAAGCAUUACAGAUUCCCAUAGCCACAAAGUCACCAACAAGUCAAAACAUCAUGGACACAAAACUGGACUUCCUGCACAGAAAAAUCGACACGCUUCUUGUGGAAAACAAUAAUGUUUCUGGGAAGAUUGAGGAUAUUUCGCGGGAUAUUGUGGACAUUGCGAAAGAACUUCAAGAGCUCAAAACAGAGGGUGUUAAAAAUGACAAUAGCAGCAAUCAUACGGAAGUUAAAGAUGUUUUCUUAGACAUGAGAUAUCAUUUCAUGGAUAUGACAAGCUACCUCUCGCUAAUUAGUAAAUAUUCAGAGCAACAAUCAAAAAGGUUGGAAGGAGUGGAAUGCAUAUUGCUUGGUAUGCAAAGUGUGUUUCAUUUUGUAAUGAAGCAAACCAAGUUUUCUGCAUUGUUUGAGUUUCUUCAGCAGAAACAAAGUUCUACAAAGCCAGCUCGGAAUAAUAAAAAAAUGACCAAAGCUGAAGAAAAAGCCCAUCUAAAAACGAAUGAGAAAAAGAAAAAAUGUAUACGGGUGCAGGAGACCAAAAGAAAAAAGCUAGCUUGUCUGAUCAAAAAAAAGAUUGUCAAGGAUGAAAUCACAACUGAAAAAAAGAAAAACCUCUCCUUAAGUGUAAAGGGAACACAGUCUUUGAAGAAAAAGAAGCCACCAGAUGCAGAGCGAUGUGUCCAAAGAACCCAGUCCAGCAAAUAUAAAGAAAAGGUCCAAAAACUCAAUAGAGAAAAUGCAGAAAAGGCAACUGUUAUAUUUGUUGAGAACAAAUCUUCAGAAAUAAAGUAUGAAGAGAACAGUCAGGCACAAAGCUUUAUAUCUAUAGACAUACCAGUUUCACAUACUAAAAUUCAUGUACAAGAUGGAAUUCCCAUCAUUUGCUCUGUUGAAGAGAAGGAACCCAUUUCUACAAAUGAAGAACAUGUCAAGGCGCUAACAGAAGUUGAGGAGGAAGAAGAACUGGUCAAUGUCCAAGAAGACCAAGCUGAAGAAAAAAUAGUUGUGUUAGUGACUGAAAAUGAAUUAGAAAUUCUGUGUGAGGACAAACAUGGAGAGAAUGAAGAAAAUGAGGAAGCUAUUACCAAGGAAGAUAAUGAUGAUAAUGAUAAUGACAGCAGCCAUACAAUUGCAGUUUGUGAUCAAAUUCAAGAAGUACUGGAAACCACAAAGUUUGUAGCUUCAGAAGAUUCUGAGCAAAUACUUAGGGUCACGGACACUUCUAAACCUCUCUCACCAUGCCCUGCUUAUGAUACAGAACAGGAGACAGCCUCUGUUACAAAAAGUGAGAAGAAUGAAGAGGAUGCAGAGGCGCUAUCCAUAAAAGAGGACGAUGAUGAAGAAGGAGAAGAAGAAGAAGAAGAAACUUUGGAGGAAUUUUCUCAGAAUGGUGACAUCAACCAUGAACUAAGCUGUAACAGUAAGAGGAGGGUAACUGAUGAAGUGGACACUAAAGAAGACAACAAAAAAAGCAAAUUAGACACAGUGGAUUUUACCAGUAUCCAACACACUGAAGAAAAAACACAAAACCUGAUCAUUAAUGAGAAGACACAGACAAGCCAAAGUGCUGGAGUUAAAAAACGAACCAAAUUAAAGAAAAAAGACCUGUCCUUGUUUCUUGAUGUUACACCUCCUCCUCCAGCCCCUUUCGACCACAGAAUUGUCUCUGCCAAACAUACUCAAAUUAAUAGUUUUUAUACUGUGGAAACAGCACAUUUACUUGGAGGUGGAAGGUUUGGACAAGUACACAGAUGCACAGAAAAGUCAUCGGGACUUACUUUGGCGGCUAAAAUCAUUAAGGUUAGAGGACAUAAAGAAAAGGAGGAAGUGAAAAAUGAGAUUCUAGUCAUGAACCAGCUGAAUCACGCUAAUCUCAUUCAGUUAUAUGAUGCCUUUGAGUCCCGAAAUGACUUAGUCCUUGUUAUGGAAUAUGUGGAUGGUGGUGAACUGUUUGACAGGAUUAUUGAUGAAAAUUGCAAUCUUUCUGAAGUGGAUACAAUAUUAUUUAUCAAGCAAAUUUGUGAAGGAAUUCAGUACAUGCAUCAAAUGUACAUUAUACAUUUAGACCUUAAGCCAGAGAAUAUUAUGUGUGUGAGCCGAGCAGAUUAUCAGAUCAAAAUUAUUGAUUUUGGCCUGGCUAGAAGGUACAAGCCAAGGGAAAAAUUGAAAGUGCACUUUGGUACUCCAGAGUUCCUUGCCCCUGAAGUUGUGAACUAUGAUUUUGUCUCCUUUCCCACAGACAUGUGGAGUGUGGGAGUCAUUGCCUACAUGCUGUUGAGUGGGCUUUCACCAUUUCUAGGGGAAGAUGACAAUGAAACUCUGAACAACAUUUUAGCUGCACAAUUUGAUUUUGAGGGUGAAGAAUUUCAAAAGAUUUCAGACAUUGCAAAAGAUUUCAUCAUUAAGUUACUCAUCAAGGAUAAAUGUUGGAGAAUGAGCGCAACUGAAACGUUAAAGCAUCCAUGGUUAUCAGAUUCCAAAUUGCACUUUACCAUUAGCCAGAAUUCAACCAUGUUGAGAAAAACGCAAAGCUGCCCUGUGUCUGAGACACCUGUAGAGCAGUGACAUAUUCCAGGCUGUAAUAAGCAGAAACACUGCUGUGUGGCUUCUACUGUGAGACAUUGGAGCAAUUCUGGUGCUGUGACCUUCCAUGACAUGACUGGGGCAUUUACUAGCUGGAUGAGUGCCAUUUCACCUCUGGCGCGGGUCUUGGCAUUGCUGGCCUAGCUUCAAUUAUUUGUUUCAUGUGUUAUGUUAAACUGAUGUCAUGAGUUCCCGAGACUCACUAACUACUUACUAGGGUCUGCCAUGCCGAAGUGUUCUUACCUGUAGAAGGAAAGCAGGAAUAUGUUCAUAGUGCCAGUUUAAAUACAUUGGUUUAGGUUUGUUAUAUAGUUCUGUAAAAUCUUACAACAUUCACACUUGUACUACAUGCCCAGUCUUGGCUCUCUUCUAUGAAACACACUACUUACACAUUUGUGCUUCAUAAAUGUGUUUGACAUUAGAUAUCAUGCUGUUACACCCUCUCAGCCUGGACAUGUAUCAGUAUUUCCAUGUCUGGGUGGUCUUUUGUCAAUAAUACAAGUAGUUUGAGAUCUGCCUAAUAAAAGGGAUGAAUCAUAGCCAUAUGCAGUAAGUCACGUGUAGUGUAGAUUCCUUAGUAGUCAUUGUGCUCGAGAAGCCUAUUUUCUCUGGGCUUGAUGAUACCUUUGACUGGACCAACAUAAUCUUUAAGAUGUAAAAGCUUUGGCUUUGUUAGGUUUCAGACCUUCCUACUGAAAUUUUGCUAAAUAAAAAAGUAUAACAGAU